AUGACAAUGGUUGUUGAGCUAUUAGAUUUACCCACAGAAAUCCUAGAACGCAUUUUAUUCUACGUUGUUAUUUUACCAUGUGAAAAUGAUGUAAAUGAUUUUCUUUCUGUCACAUCAACAUGUAAAAAAUUGUUCGGAUUUUCAAACGAUGAAAGAAUUUGGAAACUACUAUCAAAACGAAGAUGUCCCGAUGAUAAAAACGAAAGUGAAACAUGGUUCGAACGUUGUACGCAAGUUUAUUGGACUCGUACUCUAGCUCCUAAAGAUUUGAUAGAAAAUGUUAGUCUGUUUGAUCAUAACUAUUAUUGUACAAUUCAAAAAAUUGAAUUAACGCCAUAUCUUAUUAGACUCUACAUUGAUGAACGUGGAGAUAAUUCGUUUGGUUCAAUUCAACAUCCCAAGCAUUCUCGACUUUUCAAAUUAGUUAAUAACUCUGAUAUUCAAGUUAGCUUUUAUAAUUUCCAAUUUUUUAUUUAUAAUGAAAAACAAUUUUUAGUAAUUUUACAACCGCCUUCUUAG
Molecule: messenger RNA, 519 nt
Organism: Didymodactylos carnosus
Lineage: Eukaryota; Metazoa; Rotifera; Eurotatoria; Philodinida; Philodinidae
Source: the annotation of a GenBank genome assembly